CAGCUCCACCAUACAGCAGAUUCUAAAGAAUCAAACGCUCAAAGAUGCUGCACUUGAAAGUUCAAUUUCUGGAUGACUCUCAGAAGACCUUUGUUGUGGAUCAAAAAGCUCUUGGAAAGGAACUGUUUAACAUGAGCUGCAGCCAUCUAAACCUAACAGAGAAAGAAUACUUUGGUUUGGAAUUCAGAAAUCACUUAGGAUUCCAAAUGUGGCUGGGACUUUUGAAACCAAUCUCGAAACAAGUGAAAAAUCCAAAGGAGACUGUUUUCAAGUUCAUGGUGAAAUUCUUCCUGGUAGAUCCGGGUCUUCUGCAGGGAGAACUGACAAGGUAUCUCUUUGCACUCCAGAUAAAAAAGGACUUGGCCUCUGGGAGAUUAACGUGUAAUGACAAUAGUGCUGCUUUAAUGGCGUCUUAUAUUCUCCAGUCAGAACUGGGGGAUUACGACGAUGAUAUAGCCAGAAAUCAUCUGGAACAGACCCAGUAUUUACCAAAUCAAGAGUAUCUAGACAAUAAAAUCCUGAAAUAUUACCAGCGCCAUUUAGGGAAGUCUCCAGCUGAAUCAGACAUGCAGUUACUGGACAUAGCAAGGAAGCUGGAUAUGUAUGGAAUCCGUCCUCACCCGGCCAACGAUGGAGAGGAUAUGCAGAUCAACCUUGCUGUGGCACAUAUGGGUGUCCUGGUCUUGCGGGGUAAUACUAAGAUUAACACCUUCAACUGGGCUAAUAUUAGGAAGUUGAGUUUCAAAAGGAAACAUUUUCUUAUUAAACUUCACCCACACAUUGAUACUUUGUGCAAGGAUACACUGGAGUUUACCAUGGAUAGUCGAGAUGCAUGUAAAGCUUUCUGGAAGACUUGUGUGGAAUACCAUGCUUUCUUUCGUCUAUCUGAGGAGCCCAAGUGUAGGCCAAGGCCUUUCCUAUGCAGCAAAGGCUCCAACUUCAGAUACAGUGGAAGAACCCAAAAACAACUGUUUGAUUCAUGGAGCAAAGGGAAGGCAAAGAAUCAACCCUUUGAGCGAAAAUUCUUUCAAGCCAAUCUUCAUGAUAGGCAAUGUAGAUCUUCUCCUGAUCUUCUAACUGAAGUGGCAAAACAGCCCAAUGAUUUAAGGCUGGUGUAUACCAGUAGACCAUGCUCUAGAAGUGUGAACAGCGUGGGUUGGGACCCAUUUCUGUACAAAAAUAUGAGGAGUUCAGACGUAGAAGUUCGGUUUUCAGCAGAUCUAGAUCGGCCUAGACCCCGUGUGGACUCAGCUCCUCUGCAACAAUCUAAGAGCAGUGCUUCCUUUCCUGGUUGCAGCUAUAGUGAUAUGAUACAUGAAGCACCACGGAAACAAUCUGAGAGGAGAGUAAGAUCUUAUUAUGAUGAAAGCAGCCACUGGCCAGGAAACCCCAUGGUUACAUCUAAAGAUAACAUAAAUGAAGCCACUUGUUCCCGUAAGACAUAUACAGACCUUGCUCCUGACCCUUUCUCUUUGAAGUUGAACAGAGCUUCAACAAGUUUAUACUGUAAUACUGAUGAGGCAUCUGAGCUUCCAUUGCAAGCAUCAGCUAUAGCUGAGGAAAUUUUAAGACUUACUAAUCACCCUACCUCGUUUGGUGGAAAAUCAGCUCACCAAAGUCCCCAAACUACAAAAACAAAGGAAUAUCAUCAACCAGUAUAUCCCAGAACGAACUGCAGAAAUAAUGUCAACAUGGAUCCAAAUAGAGACUUUCACAUUACUUACAUGGAGUAUGGUGAUGAAACUUAUCCUAAGAGGUCGUUGAGUCAUUCGGACAUGAAAUCUGCAUGGUUUCCUUAUGGUUCCGAAUUUAAGCCUUUAGGGCCUUGUCCAAUAUUAAGUAGAACAUCCAGUGUUUCAAAAACCCCUUCUGCUCAACAACACCUUUCAUUACCACCGCCUCCACCUCCACCACCGCCUCAACCUAUUUCAAUAUCAAAAAAUACACCAAGAGCCACAGAGAGAUAUGUUUACAGUGGGACUGAAUCAAGUGACUCUGAAAGUGAAAUUAUAAAUCCAUAUUAUUAUGCUUUAUUUGGGAAAAGUAUAAGGCAUCCAAUGGCAAGAGCUCGGCUAUCUUCAGGAAGCCUCCAGCUAGAUGAUGAAGAAGAUACUCCAUUAAAUGUUUGUGGUUGGGAAACGAGGAAAUCAAAGAUGACGGAUAAAUGGGUUCACACCUAGGUAUAACAAAAAUACAUGCACAUAUUUUUGACAACUGGAUAUUUUAAUUUCCAGAUGAAAAUAUAGAAUAUUUUCUCUUGUCACAGUGUUGAAAAAAA
Molecule: messenger RNA, 2278 nt
Organism: Pelobates fuscus (common spadefoot toad)
Lineage: Eukaryota; Metazoa; Chordata; Amphibia; Anura; Pelobatidae
Gene: FRMD7
Product: FERM domain containing 7
Exons: 12
Coding region: 45-2180 (711 amino acids)
Cellular component (GO): cytoskeleton
Molecular function (GO): guanyl-nucleotide exchange factor activity
Source: RefSeq, a predicted model, not a curated record